Lethenteron reissneri (Far Eastern brook lamprey) is the source of this 3613-nucleotide messenger RNA. RefSeq lists its product as uncharacterized. The record is from RefSeq and is a predicted model, not a curated record. Gene Ontology annotation, molecular function: zinc ion binding; nucleic acid binding. NCBI's taxonomy places the organism in Eukaryota, Metazoa, Chordata, Hyperoartia, Petromyzontiformes, Petromyzontidae.
UAGGGGUUAUUACGGGAGAAACGGCGGACAACAAACACAGGGCUGUCGGCACUCACAUACACGGGGGGUCACACCGACGUCCGCAUCAGUUAUUGCCCACGCCCCCAGCCCUCGGAGGCGAUCCCUAUAAAAGGUGGAACCCAAAGAGCUCGAGGCAGUUCGACACGAAGCUGACCAGUGAAGAUCCAAGACUCGGAGAUUAGGCCCUGGGACUCCCCGGUCUCGCCGUCCUUAUAAGGGCCGAGCCGGGUAAGCCAGUGGCGCGGCCCAAGAGCUUCCAGACCGCUGCCCUUAUCAGGGCAAGGCUGGUUAGCUGGUGCCGAGAUCUGUGCUUGCCAGGGCCAGAUCAGUCAGCCUCCCGUAGCCCAGUAGAGGAGGACUGGGGGACAGGACAGAGGGCUUAGUACUAGGGUGGGUUUCCCAUAGUACGGGUGAAGGGGCCGAUACCCCUUCAACUAUUGUAUCUGUCCCGGAGUUAAUAAACAGUGUGUCUCAACUUCCUCAUCGUCUCCUCAUCAACUUACUACAUCUGGUGUUGGAAGUGGGCCAAGCAUGGAUACGAGACGGAAGACUCGUGCCCAAGACCCAGGAGAGGAUGACGACGAGGGAGGGGCAGUGCAAGACAUCGCCGCCGACGUACCUGCACAACUGCUGCCGGCUCCGACAUCGGCGGGGCCGUCGGAGAGGGCCGGGACGUCGACUGACGAGUUGGCGUUGGCUCACUCGCGGCUGGCGGAGCUCUUGUAUGCAGCGGCCGCUAUGCUGGAACAAAUAACUCGCCUGGGGCCGGGAGGAGCGACGCGGCGGGAAGAUGGACAACGCCCGCCAGAAACUCCCGCCUUUACAACAGCGGGGCGACUCGAAAAUCCCGCCACGAAGACAGUAGGGGCGGAGGGAGGAGUCCCAGCUCGUCACGCGGGAGACGGUGCCCAGCCAGCAGCCGCCACGUCAUCGGCGGAGGCGGGUCGCGGUGGCAGCCUAUCAGGGGUUGAAACGUCACCACCAGCUGACGCCAGCACCGACCAUACAGUACGGGGACGCGCUACGGAUGCUGCAAGAGACGCUCCAAGAGGAUCGGAGACGGAGCCGACAUUCCAGCAACGCCUGCCGGCCCUGCAGGUAUUUGUUGCAAGCGACGGCGAUUGGGGGGGGUUCCAGCGCCGGUUCUUGGCCCACCAAGAGAUGGCAGGCUGGUCGGACAACGAGGCGCUGUGUGCUCUCCCGGCGUUAUUGGACGGCGACGCCCUGGGCACCCUCACUGCUGCACCCAAGUCGGCACGCUCCACCAUUCAGUCGGCGCUGCAGCUGCUGGCCACCGUUUAUGGGCCGCCCUCCGAUUGUCGCCAGCUCUUCUAUGAACGGCAGAAGGGUGAUAAGGAAUCGCCACUCGCUUAUCGCACGGCCCUGCUGUCAUUGGCGAAAGACGCUUUCCCGCGUAUGGAUGAAGAGGGGAUCGAUGCGAUGGUGGCCGAGAAAAUUUUGCUGCUGGCUGACGAUCUGGACUUCACCAUCUUAGCGCAGGAUGAUGCGGAUAUGUCAUCACUGCGGGCUGCAAGGCACAUUCACGCCAAUCUCAUCUCCCAGCGGAGGAAGGCGAACAAAGCUGCUGCACGACACACCGUGGCGGCAACCUCUUCUGGAAUGGAGGGAGCCUUCGCUGCGGAUCGUUCUGCAGGAUGGCGAUCUGCCGAGCGACCGGCUCGGGACGUUCCAAGCCACCGAGACCAGCCCAAGUCCUCUGGAACGCUCGUCGUCUGCUAUAAUUGUGGCCUCCGGGGCCACGUGGCGUCCGGAUGCCGGGCUCCUCGACAGCGCGGUGCGAGACCUGGAGCUGCGGACGGCCCUCCUCACAAGCCUUCGCAACAUCCUCGGGAGCCCCAGGACUGAAGCCCUCUGGGCUGCCAGCCUCCCCCGUGGGGGGCGGCGCUGGCACGUCCGGGAAACCGGACGACCAGGCACCUGCUGAUGCGACACCUGCCACUGACUCUACCAAGCCGGCCCCUUGUGACGGGCCCGCUGCACGGACUCGCGCCAAAACGCGCCGGUUGUUAUGAUUAGCUUUCCGCGCGUGUUCCGUUGCUGCGGAACCCGCUCAUUGUAUAUAUGUUUUUUUAAUGGUUGUAUGUGUGUGUAAUAACGAUGACCACGCUAUCUGCUUGUUGCUUGCUGUCCAUGUAAGUGUGUGCGUGUGUUGGGAAUGGACGGAGAGUCUGCUGUGGUUGCUGAGUUUCAAAGGGAGUGUGUGCGCUGCUGCGUGGAGUUGUUAUCUUGAUGGUAAAGUUAAUUAUUAACGUGGGAGCGUCGGGUAUCCUGUGCUGUACCAUCUCGUGGGUCACCGUGCGCGAUGGGCUUAAUUGAAAAAAAAAAAUGUUUUUUUUGGGCUGUAUUAUGCUGCGAGGUGCUGUGUGCGAUGCGGUCGUUGCAUGAGAGGGAAUAACUGUGUUGUGGUUGAAAAGUUACGACGGGAUUGAUGGUGUGUUGGUCGCCUGCAGAUUUGCUUGCUAUUGUGCUUCAAUGUACGCGUGUGAUCGCGAUAUGCUGAUUGCAUGUGCUGUUAUACCGUUCUGUAUAUGUGUUGCGGUUCCGGGUGGGGGUUUUUUUUUUUUUUUAGGGAACCAUCGGUUGAUGUUACGCUUGUUCUUGUUAUUGUUACUGUUACGAGGCACACGUGUAUUGACGGUGUUAAUCUUUAUUCUUGGGGGUUGAGGGAUUGUUGCAGCCGGGACGGCUGCGAGCUGUACAGGGGGGGGUGAUGUAGGGGUUAUUACGGGAGAAACGGCGGACAACAAACACAGGGCUGUCGGCACUCACAUACACGGGGGGUCACACCGACGUCCGCAUCAGUUAUUGCCCACGCCCCCAGCCCUCGGAGGCGAUCCCUAUAAAAGGUGGAACCCAAAGAGCUCGAGGCAGUUCGACACGAAGCUGACCAGUGAAGAUCCAAGACUCGGAGAUUAGGCCCUGGGACUCCCCGGUCUCGCCGUCCUUAUAAGGGCCGAGCCGGGUAAGCCAGUGGCGCGGCCCAAGAGCUUCCAGACCGCUGCCCUUAUCAGGGCAAGGCUGGUUAGCUGGUGCCGAGAUCUGUGCUUGCCAGGGCCAGAUCAGUCAGCCUCCCGUAGCCCAGUAGAGGAGGACUGGGGGACAGGACAGAGGGCUUAGUACUAGGGUGGGUUUCCCAUAGUACGGGUGAAGGGGCCGAUACCCCUUCAACUAUUGUAUCUGUCCCGGAGUUAAUAAACAGUGUGUCUCAACUUCCUCAUCGUCUCCUCAUCAACUUACUACACUUGCAACUGCAGUGGACUGCCUGCAACACACUUUCAGGGGCAGGAUUUCUAGUCAUCCAGGUCACUAUUAACUCACCAUCCUCGAGGUGCCAUCCAUUACCAACGGGUGAAGGGGCACACAUUAUACCUUUUCAGAGAAUGUCUCAUUAUGGCUGCUUGGUAGUUUGCCCUUUUGCAGUGUUGGUACAGGGCGUCACUUGUAAGGGGCAUGGAUAGUUCUGGAAAAGCUGACGAUGCCAGCACUGCCUAAAGGAUAUGACACAGUUCCCAAGGAGUAAGACAGAAUUUCCUGCAGGUCAAUUUUUCUACUUUGACCUAUGACGAGUAAU